Molecule: messenger RNA, 1224 nt
Organism: Cyclocybe aegerita
Lineage: Eukaryota; Fungi; Basidiomycota; Agaricomycetes; Agaricales; Hemipholiotaceae
Source: the annotation of a GenBank genome assembly
AUGUCAGGCCUCUACCUCAACAAAGCCGUCCCAAACACCUACCAAUACUUCCCGUUGAACGAACCUGAGAUCGGUGCUGCCCAGAAACCAGAGGAUGAUCAGAACUUGCUCUUGUUCAAACCUCUGACCAUCAGAGAUGUCGUCUUCAAGAACCGAAUCUUUGUGUCUCCCAUGUGCCAAUACAGCUCCGAUAAUGGCCAUGCCACUGACUGGCACUUCGUUCACAUAGGAGGCUUUGCCACGCGCGGAGUGGGCGCCAUCUGCAUGGAGGCCACUUCUGUAGUACCAGAAGGCCGUAUCUCUCCUCAAGACGCGGGCCUCUGGACAGAUACACAGAUUGAACCUCUUAAAAGGAUUGUCAACUUCGCUCACGCUCAAGGCUCCAAAAUCGGAGUCCAGCUCGCACAUGCUGGCCGAAAGGCAUCAAUGCACGCGCCUUGGGUUCAAAGUAAAGCAGGCAGCGAUGCGCGUGCAUUCGCCGACGAGAAUGAAGACGGCUGGCCGUCGCGCGUCUACGGACCAAGUGAAAUCCCCUACUCCUCACGGUACCCUAAGCCGAAUCCAUUGACAGAGCAAGAAUUGCUGGAUCUCGAGGAAGCAUUCUCAGCCGCAAUCGAAAGGUGUAAGAAGGCAGGAUUUGACUUCAUCGAAAUCCAUGGAGCUCACGGAUAUUUAUUCCACUCCUUCCUCUCUCCACUCUCCAACAAUCGAGCUGACCAAUUCGGUGGGCAGUCAUUGGAAAAUCGCCUCCGUUUCCUCCUCCGCGUUGUGAAGCGCUGCCGUGCGGCCUGUGACCGGCCGCUUUUUGUCAGAAUCAGCGCAUCAGACUGGGCUGAGUUCCCAGAGAAAGACGAAAGCGGUGUCUGGAAGCAAUGGGGUAUCGAACAGAGCAGCAUCCUCGUAGGAAAGCUAAAGGAGCUCGGUGUCGACCUCGUGGAUUGUAGCUCUGGUGGUAACUGGCGCGAGCAGAACAUCCCAGUGGUGCCUGGCUACCAAGUCCCUUUCGCUGAGGCUUUGAAGAAAGCACAUCCAGACAUGCCAGUCGGUGCAGUCGGCCUUAUCACUGAACCCGUUCAAGCAGAAUCCAUCCUCAAGAAUGGUCAGGCUGACAUCGUAUUCUUGGGCCGUGAACUAUUGAGAAACCCUCACUGGCCGAUAAUGGCAGCACAGAAGCUGAAUGUGAAGGUCAAACCAGCGAAUCAAUAUGAAAGGGCAUGGUAUUAG